Molecule: messenger RNA, 97 nt
Organism: Adineta steineri
Lineage: Eukaryota; Metazoa; Rotifera; Eurotatoria; Adinetida; Adinetidae
Source: the annotation of a GenBank genome assembly
AUGACUCUUAUCCGACGUUUAACUCAUCAUUAUGUUGAAAUUCAAAAAAAUCCACCACCAUUAUGUUAUGCAGAACCAAAAGAUCCAAGUAAAGAUA